GUUGGAAUAAAUGGCAUAGUUAUGUAACAAUUCUUAUCGUUGAAGAAUUACGACCAAGUGGUGAGACCGACAUUAGGUGACUAUAUAGCUAUUUCUGAUGAAAUAAUCACAAUCAAUUAAAAAAAUUAUGUUUACUUAAACGAUAGAAAUAAUUACUCGGUAUUGGACAUUAAUCGUGGUGUGGGAAUUAUUUCUUCUAGGUCGCUUACUGUUUAACACGGCGGCUAGAUUUUCUGUCUCAGUGUUAGGUUGUCCGGUUUGUUUCAUCAAUACUAUCAUCUCGUCGCCAAAAGUAACUAGCAGCAUGUACGUGAAAUACUAUGGGUAAAAAAACCAAUAAGCAGAAACUCAGUUUUCCAAAGGUUCAGGGAUGGGUACCAUACAAAGCGUUUUCUGCAAAAAAAAAUGAAGAGGUUUCGGAGCCAAAAUAUUCUGAAGUUCCAAAGGAUUGGAAGGAGCCGAAGUUUACUCCUGAGGAUAAUCCUCAUGGGAGAUUGUUUGCUUCAUCAUCAUACACAACGCUCUUCCCAAAAUAUCGUGAGAAGUACUUGAGCGAAAUUUGGCCCGCCUUAAGAAGAAUAAUGAUGGAACAUCAUAUUCGAGUGGAGAUAGAUGUGGCUGAAAGUACUAUGGAAGUUCGAACAACUCCAAGGACUUUUGAUCCUUUUAUCAUACUAAAAGCCAGGGAUGUUAUACGCCUAUUAGCCCGCUCCGUCCCUAUGGAGCAAGCUAUUCGUGUUCUGGAUGACGAGACAUUCGCAGAUAUUAUUGAAAUUAACUUGACUAAUCGUGAACGAUUUGUUAAACGACGUAAUCGGCUUAUUGGUCAUGAUGGUGAAACGUUGAAAGCCCUGGAGCUGUCUACUAACUGUUAUAUAGUUGUGCAAGGAAAAACUGUUUCUGUGGUUGGUCGAUAUAACGAUUUAAAGGAGGUACGUAGAAUUGUUCAAGGUUGCAUCUAUGACAAUAUACAUCCAGCUUAUUCUAUUAAAAGAUUACUUAUCAUAAAAAAACUUUCUAUGGAUCCUACAAAACAAAAUAUAUCGUGGGAUCGAUUUUUGCCUAAAAUGAAAAAGAAAGUACUUAGUCGACGUAGAAAACCUCACAAAGUACGUAAGAAAAAAGAAUAUAAUCCAUUUCCACCACCACCAGUUCAAUCAAAAAUUGAUAUUGAACUAGAAAAAGGUACAUACUUCUUAGCUGAAGCUGAACGUAAACGAUUGAAAGUGGAAUCAAAUAUUGUUAAAUCAAAUCAAAUAUCAAAAAUACGACAAAAAGCUAAACGCUCCGCUGCACUUAUUCCACCUGAUGAAUGUCACAACAAAAACAAUAAUAAUGAUAAUAAUACCAGUCAUAAUAAACCGAAAAAGAUUAAAUUUGAGGAAUAAAGAUUGGCUUAUUGUAUAUUUCUUAAAAUUGUAAAUAAUAUAUAUCUAGCAAGAUGAUAAUUCUUUUUUAUGAUUUGUAUUACAGGUUAAGAUUUACUUACUUACGCCGGCUACUCCUCGUGAAGGAGCAUAGGCAGCCCAUCAGAAUUAUUAGGCAAUCCUUUCUAGUUGUUAUUCAUCCUUUUCGUAACUGCUUGUAUUUCCCGUCGCAAUGUGUUCUUUGGCCUUCCUUUUCCCUCCAGGAUUCUAAGUUAGGAUUUGCCUCGUAAUGCAGUUUGAUGAUUUCCUCAAUGUGUGUCCUAUCCACUUCCAAUGUCUUUUCCUAAUUUCCUCUUCAGAUGGAAGCUGAUUUGUCCUCUCCCACAGUAGGCUGUUGCUGAUGGUAUCCGGCCAAUGGAUGUUGAGUAUCUUGUGUAGACAAAUAUUUAUAAAUACAUGUACCUUUUUGAUGAUGGUUGUCGUAAUUCUCCACGUUUCACCUCCAUACAGUAGAACUAACUGUCUUGACAUUCGUAUUGAAGAUUGCGACUUUGAUAUUGGUUGGCAGUUGUUUUAAGUUCCACGUGUUCUUCAAUUGUAAGGAUGUGGCCCUUGCUUUGCCAAUCCUUGCCUUUACGUCUGCAUCUGAACCUCUUUGUCCACCGAUGAUACUUCCCAGACAGGUUAAGACUAAAAGAACAUUUUUUAUGGGCGUUUAUUUUCUUAAAUAAUGAAGGAACCACCUACCUACCACUUCAUUUUUUGUUCGUAUUUUCAUUAGAAAGCAAACUUUUCUGUGAAAUGAAACUUAUGAAUCAAAUUUAUAAACUUUCCAUUCUAUUUUAACACGGAAUGGAUGUCAAAAGAAAACAUUUCUAACGGCUAAAGUGUAAUGUUGUAGUGAAUAAAUAAUUUGUGGAGUAGAUAAUUGACGAAGUCGAACACAAUCUCAGAAUGGAUUGCAUGUGAUGAAUGCAUACUAUUUAUUUAUUUUAACACAUAUAUUGGUACAAGGAGGCACCAAAUAAAUAUGCGCCACAUAAAUCUCAUUUCAUAUGGAUGAGGGCUGUGAUACUGCCCGAGUGCCCAAACAGAAGCAGGCGGUUUUCUAAGUAGGCCACACCCGAAACCUUCGACCUGAAGGUCUGAUCCACAAGGCAGUGGAGCAACGUAAGGAUAUGCAGUAACAUAGUAGCCGGCGACCAACAAUUAGUUCAUACGCCAUUUGUUCCUUCAGGAUACUGGAGCCAGCCCAUGUGCACCAUUGGUUUGGAAUGAGGGUUUUCCAACUCCCCUAGGUGGACUCUGUGUCCACCGACCCGGUUAAAGCACCGGACAUUUGGUUUUCGUCUUAAUUUCGUAGAAAACACCCCCGCCACGAGAAGUUAGUGAGUAGGACUUCCCUGGCGGAGGAUAUAUACGCGUGUCCAUGUCCAUUUAUUUGAACACAUAAAUAUUGGUACAAAGGGUCACCGAAUACAUAUACGCCACACAAGUCACUUGAUUUGUGUGUUAGCCGUGAUACUGCCCGGGUUCCCAGACCAAAGCAGGUGGAGAAACGCAGAUAUAACGAAUUACAAUAUUAGUCAAUGCCUUUCUUUUACCAGUGAUGUUUUAAGACUGAUAUCAUCUCAUUUAUAAGUGCUAAGAGGAUUUAUAUCAGAUGAAAAUAUGCAAUAUAUCAUUUAAAAGUUUCCCAGAGUAAAACUAAUUACUGAACCAAAGCAAGUCCGGUCGAUAAACACAUAUUUCAUUGCUGAGUAACUAAAGUACACUCUCUA
Schistosoma haematobium is the source of this 3148-nucleotide messenger RNA. It is a transcript of the gene KRR1, whose product is annotated as ribosomal RNA assembly protein krr1. The transcript is spliced from 5 exons. Lineage: Eukaryota; Metazoa; Platyhelminthes; Trematoda; Strigeidida; Schistosomatidae. Gene Ontology annotation, molecular function: RNA binding. The record is from RefSeq and is a predicted model, not a curated record. Bases 321 to 1388 code for a protein of 355 amino acids. Gene Ontology annotation, cellular component: nucleolus; small-subunit processome.